Olea europaea var. sylvestris is the source of this 536-nucleotide messenger RNA. RefSeq names its product probable cytosolic oligopeptidase A. Gene Ontology annotation, cellular component: chloroplast. Lineage: Eukaryota; Viridiplantae; Streptophyta; Magnoliopsida; Lamiales; Oleaceae. The transcript has 5 exons. Bases 90 to 536 code for a protein of 148 amino acids. Gene Ontology annotation, biological process: proteolysis; peptide metabolic process. Gene Ontology annotation, molecular function: metalloendopeptidase activity. The record is from RefSeq and is a predicted model, not a curated record.
GCCAAAAAUGAAAAGAAAAACAGGCAGCUGCCCAGCGAGUCAACGACUUCCUUCACUGCAUCCUCUUGCAAAACUUGACAUUUCUGUCCAUGGAGUCAGUGGAUAAUCCAUUACUACAGAGCUUCAUAUUCCCUCCAUACGAUAUCAUAGAACCAAGACAUGUUCGCCCCGCAAUGCAAUCUCUGCUAAGAAAACUUGAAAAUGACUUUAUUGAAUUGGAAAAUACAGUAGAGCCCACAUGGCCAAAACUGGUUGUGCCAUUGGAAAAGAUCAUAGAUAGGCUCUCUGUAGUUUGGGGAAUAGUGAAUCAUCUUAGUUCCGUCAAGGACUCUCCUGAGCUCCGGGCUGCAAUUGAACAAGUGCAGCCCAAAAAAGUUGAGUUUCAGUUGAAAUUAGGACAGAGUAAGCCCAUCUACAAUGCAUUUAGAGCCAUUCGGGAUUCUUCGGAUUGGGAAACUAUUUUUAGAACAUUUCAUGUCCAGAGUGAGUUGGCAGUUGUUACUGUAGAUGCUAGAAUAUGCCAGUCAAUGAUGUGA